ACUCAUAAUCCAAGAUACCCGCCUCAACUUCAACUCUUCACCCCUCCAUCCCUCCUCUCUUUGAACUCAAACCUCCCAGUGUACACUCCCAUUCACUUGUCCAACAUGACUACCACCACGACCAUGACUCUUCCCCCCGAAGCACCCCCUCAAGAUCCCCCUCUCGACACCGUCCUGGCCUCAAUUCGCUACGCCGAACGCUCCCCAACAACCUCACCUACAGAGAAAGGCUACAUCCUGCACUACGCGGCCCCUCCCCCCUUUCCCCAGAACAACUUCACCAUCGUUCCCCACGCCAACCAAAAGAUCCGCAACCUGCGCACCUCACCCAUCACAUACUCUACCCAUGGCCUGAAAAUCGCGUCCCUCGAUACCGAAAUGUCGGGUAGUUGGGCACCGGAGAAGUUCGACGACGACGACUGGAUCGAGAGCGUGUAUUUGAGGGAGCUGCAGCGCGUGUUGAAGGAUAGCUUGGGGGUCAAGGAGGUCACUGUUUUCGAUUGGAUGUUGAGGAAGAGGGCGCAGAGUUUUCCGGAGAGGAACCGCGGGGAGGAGAAUGAGGGGGAGAAUCAGCCGAGUUUGAGUGCGCAUAUCGAUUAUACCACGGCUGAGCUCGAUGGGAGGCUGGACCAGUACUUUGGCGAUGAGAAGGAAAGUAUCAAGAACCGUAAAUACCAGGUCAUAAAUAUAUGGAAGCCCCUCCUCCCCGGUCCCUGCCGCGACUUCCCCAUGGCCUAUCUCGACCCCACCAGCGUCGACCAGUCAAAGGACUUCUUCACCGUCGACGAGGUUUUCCCCACCGUCGCCAAUGAAGUCUUCCAGAUCCAUCACAACCCGGCGCAUAAGUGGUAUUGGGUUCCCGACCAGCUGGACUCUGAGGUUGUGAUUUUCCAGGCGUAUGAUUCGGAGGAUGGGCAGGUGAGGGCUGUCCCGCAUUGUUCGUUUGAUUUGGGAAGUAGAGGGAGUGGAGUGCCGAGGUGGAGUGUGGAGGUCAGAGCUUUUGUGUUUUAUUAG
Messenger RNA from Periconia digitata, 1014 nucleotides. Lineage: Eukaryota; Fungi; Ascomycota; Dothideomycetes; Pleosporales; Periconiaceae. The record is from the annotation of a GenBank genome assembly.